Molecule: messenger RNA, 558 nt
Organism: Pocillopora meandrina
Lineage: Eukaryota; Metazoa; Cnidaria; Anthozoa; Scleractinia; Pocilloporidae
Source: the annotation of a GenBank genome assembly
GCCACCAAUUGUUCCUCGGAACACUACGUUCUUUUUUUCAAAACACACAAAGCAGGUUCAAGCACAAUUUCGAACAUUUUCUUUCGUUAUGGCGAUUCUCGAGAUCUUUCCUUUGUUCUUGGCUCGGACACUGUGAUUGGAUGGCCGACGCGAUUCCGCAUUGGACAAGCUCUCGCUUUCGAUGGAACGCGACCAAAUUUUCUUUGCAGUCACACAAGAUUCAAUAAGAAAGCCAUCAACUAUUUGUUUCCAAAAGACGCCAGCAAAUAUGUGACAAUCGUCAGAAACCCGGUCGAACAGUUUGAGUCGACUUUUAACUACAUGCAAAUCGGAACUGUGUUCGGUUUUGGGACAGAUCCAUCUGAAUCAUUGAAAGCCUUUCUAAAGAAUGGAAUAGGAUUUAAUAUGCUCAGAAAAAGCGGAAGUUCUGUUUUAGCCAGAAAUCCGCAAAUGUUUGAUCUAGGUUUGGAUUUCAAGUUUUAUCAGGAUGCCAAAGCCAUUAAAGAUUACGUUGAAUUCUUGGAAGAAGAGUUUGAUUUGGUUUUAAUCGCAGACUAA